AUGGAAGGUCUAACCCAGCUAGCACCAUUGUUAGGAGCACUGAGGCUGAGAGUGCUGGUGCUGCACAAGGUUGGGAUGAAGCAGAACUCGGCUACGAUCGUCAGUAGAAUCAUUCAACAGCAACACGAGAGUUUGGAGGUCCUCGUAGAUCUACUCUUUCGCAAUGAGCUAACUGGAGAUUUCCUGGAAACCAUUCGUGGUGAGCUGAGUCAGUGCCAACGCCUAGAGCAGCUGUACCUGGACGACGACUGCCUCUCGUCGGGAGCUCUGCCGGUGCUUGCGUCCCUGCUGCCCAGUCUGCCCAAGCUCUCCCUGCUCGAAGUGGCGAGGAAUGAUUUCCGAGAUGCUGACGACGAAGCAAAGCUGUUCGCCACCGCUGUCAAGAGCUGCUCAUCUCUGAAGGAGCUGUGGAUGCCUGAAAGUGCUCUAGUGUCUCCGCGGCUGCGCGAUGCUCUAAGUGCCAUGGCCAGAGAUGAUCUGAAUUUGCAGUAUAAGCAGGUUCGCUGGAACGACGGAGUGGAGAAUGCCGAAGAAGAAGAAGACGAGUACGGCGAUGAAGGAGAUAGUGGCAGUGAGGAAUGA
Messenger RNA from Sycon ciliatum, 582 nucleotides. RefSeq lists its product as uncharacterized. Bases 1 to 582 code for a protein of 193 amino acids. Lineage: Eukaryota; Metazoa; Porifera; Calcarea; Leucosolenida; Sycettidae. The record is from RefSeq and is a predicted model, not a curated record. The transcript has a single exon.